AUGUCGAGGGAGCGCCGUGACGCCGCGUCGUCGGAUGCGGGAGAUGACGUCACUCCAGCCAAAUUUAAUUUUUCGGAGGGAACGGGAACACCGCUUGCUGAACUGCCGGCAGUGCGGGCGGUGGGGAACCGUGGUGCAGCAUGGAAGCAAUUAGAAACACGGUUGGAGCCGUUGCACCGAAUGGUGUUUGGUCGUCCAGGAAGAACUGGCGAGCGACGCCGUGCGUUGGAGUCAUUUUGUGGCUUUCCAGAGGCGAUGGGUGAAGUUGUAUUGCAAAGCGUGCAAAAACUGAGGAAAGAUAAGCUGCGGGAACUUAUCCAGGCGCUUGGCAUGCCUGUUCAAUUCACCAUUACACAUGCGCGGAUGGCGGAUGGCGUAGCGGCGUUUCUUAUGCAACCUCAUGUCGCCGGGACAAGGGUGAGUUCUUCCGGCAAAACGCCUCAGCCCCAAAAGAAGGCCGUAAAACGGGAGCGAGCAACGACAGUGAGUGAAAGUGGUGGGGCUGCGAAAACACCAAAAAGAGAAGUGGACCCGGCAAGCACGGGGGCUGAGAAAGUGAAGGAAUCACUGAGGCGAAUGAAGAACGAGGUACCCGUUGCGGAGAGUUCGUCUGCGGUGCAGCCCCCGAGUGAUGACACCAUUCGUGUCGCCGUGUACAAGCGGGUUCUCGCCACGUCACGCGCGGAGAGGAGUCAUCUCACCACAAAGGCACUGCGUUUGGAGCUGGAACGACAAUUUAGUGAUCUUGAGGGGCGUAAGGUGGUCAUCCGGGAGGCGGCAUCGGAGUGCCUUGCGGCGUUGAUCGCAGCAGAGGAAGCCGCCAUCAUUUCUGCCUCUCUUGGAAAUGCAGCUGCUGUUGCAAGUCUCAACGGUGGCGACCGCACGGUGGAGCCUUCCCCGGCCCCGCAUCCUCCUCAGUUUACGGAGCCACCAACUGUGAAUGCUUCCCGCAGUCAGGCCCCACCGCCGGUGACACCAGACGGAUCCGUCGCACUGAAUUCAUCCGUGCCGACCUUUCCUGCACACCCGCCGACAACACUGCCGACAGUUUCCAACCCGCCGCAGCUACCGCCAGGGGCACCCAUGUUUUGA
This is a messenger RNA of Trypanosoma cruzi, 1092 nucleotides long. RefSeq lists its product as uncharacterized. Gene Ontology annotation, molecular function: histone binding; DNA binding. Gene Ontology annotation, biological process: chromatin organization; regulation of double-strand break repair. Lineage: Eukaryota; Euglenozoa; Kinetoplastea; Trypanosomatida; Trypanosomatidae. Bases 1 to 1092 code for a protein of 363 amino acids. The record is from RefSeq and is a predicted model, not a curated record. Gene Ontology annotation, cellular component: nucleus. The transcript has a single exon.